Messenger RNA from Dictyostelium purpureum, 888 nucleotides. RefSeq lists its product as uncharacterized. The record is from RefSeq and is a predicted model, not a curated record. The transcript has a single exon. Bases 1 to 888 code for a protein of 295 amino acids. Lineage: Eukaryota; Evosea; Eumycetozoa; Dictyosteliales; Dictyosteliaceae.
AUGGACAGUUUUAAUAGCAAUAAUAAAAACAUUGAUGAGGAGGAAAUUGAUAUUUACUCCUCCUUUACUUCAGCGGCGAAUCAAUUAACACUUUUAUAUAAGAAUAGUUUGAAUGUAAAGAAGCAAUCAUAUAUUAGGGGCUAUAGAGAUGGAUUGGAAAGUGUUUUCAAUUUUAUUAAAUCAAACAACAUAGACUCCUUAUCUUUAAUUACAGAAUUUAUUAAUAGAGAAAGGGAAAGACUAUCCAAUACAAAUAAUAAUAGUAAUAAUAGUAGUUUUAAUAAAAAUAAAAAUAAUGGUGACAAUAUAAAUAGUAGUCUCGAUUUGAAUAAUAAUAAAACUAAAGAAAUUGAAAACAAAAAUAAUAACAACAAUGGCAAUAAUAGCAAUGAUAAAAAUAAAACCAAAGCCAAUAUGGAGAUUAAUAAAAACAAUGAUAAUAGAGCAGAUAAUAGUUUAGAUGUUAGAGUAGACUCUUUUUCAUCACCUCCUUUCGGUUCUGUAAAUAAUCCUUUUGAAAAAAAUUCAACAAUGUAUAUACAACACUCCAAUCCAUUCGAAAUUUUAGCUCCACCUGCUCAGCAUUCCUCAAACACCUCUUUAGAUGGUAUUAAUAACAACAAUAAUAGCCAUUUAAAUAAAAAAAGACAUUAUCCAAAACUAGUAUUUUUUGAAAACUAUGGAAUUAAUAAUACUCCACCUCCAAAUCAUAGUCAUAGUACUCAUUUUAGUAAUAGCUUUCAUCAACAACAAAACCCACAGCUUUACAAUACUCCAGAUAUUUCUUUACCAAAUAUUAAUCCACCUGAUUUAUCAUUAGAUUUAAUUGGUGAAAAUCAUAUUUACAAAAAGAUUAAACCAUCAAAUGAUCAAAUAAUGGAUAUAUAA